UACCCUUGAGUUUGGUAUGUCACGAACACUUGUGAGCACUGGCUUAUAUAGAAUAAUCCACGCUUGCGAAAGAAAGCGUUUCUCUUGUCCCCCUUAUAAUCUAGCUCAGCCUUUGAGUCCCUUGCGAGAUUGGAAAUAAUGGGCAGCCCUAAGGUGAUUGGGGCUGCAUUCUUGAUUUUGCUGCUUGUGGACCUCGCCUUUGCUGCUAGGUCGAUACCAAAGGCUGUGGUGAAUAAGAAAAGUGGAGGAGGUGGUGGUGGUGGUGGUGGAGGAGGAGGCAGCGGUGGCGGUGGAGGAAAGGGCGUCUCCGGCUCAGGAUAUGGGUCUGGGUAUGGCUCGGGGAGUGGUUCAGGCUACGGUGGUGAUGGAGGAGGUUAUGGUGGUGGAGGCGGCGGUGGCGGUGGCAAAGGCGGAGGUGGAGGGAUUGGCGGCUCGGGUUCCGGGUACGGGUCGGGGAGUGGCUCCGGAUAUGGAUCCGGGGGUGGGAUAGGGAGUGGAGGUGGUGGUGGCGGAGGUGGAGGUGGAGGAGGUGGCGGUGGAGGUGGAGGCUCGGGGUCGGGAAGCGGCUCCGGCUCCGGCUAUGGAAGCGGCAGUGGAUAUGGCAGCGGUGGCGGAAGAGGCGGAGGCGGUGGAGGAGGAGGGGGCAGUGGAGGAGGUGGCGGUGGUGGCAGCGGGGGUGGCUCAGGCUAUGGGAGUGGCUCUGGAUACGGGUCAGGGUACGGCUCAGGGUACGGUGGUGGUCCUGGCGGAGGAUACAAUGAUCGGCCGUGAAGACGAGUUACUUUCAUUUCUUCUGGUUUGAGCUUAGAACACUAGGUAUUUGCAUUCCGAUAAUAAAGGCGCAGGGACAUCUUUACCGCGACGCCGCUUGCAUGCAUGGACUCGUUGGGGUGGCUAUACAUUGCUCAUGUUUAAUCAAUGCCUGUAAUUUUGGUUUUUUAUUUUUCCAUCUUAAUUCUACAUGUUCAACGUUAAAAGAGUUAUCACUGUUGGAUAACUUACCUUCUUAAUAAUAAAGAGCAUUAUCUUUGUCAAAUUA
Eucalyptus grandis is the source of this 1039-nucleotide messenger RNA. Its product is annotated as putative glycine-rich cell wall structural protein 1. The record is from RefSeq and is a predicted model, not a curated record. NCBI's taxonomy places the organism in Eukaryota, Viridiplantae, Streptophyta, Magnoliopsida, Myrtales, Myrtaceae. The coding region runs from base 139 to 771 and encodes 210 amino acids. The transcript has a single exon.